AAGUGGAUGUGACGUCACUGACAAUCAUGAAUUACGGAAAUUAGAAAUGGCUGCGAUGGGUAGUGGACGGGGGACGAUGGAUUCCCAAAAUCAAGUGCAAAGUGAUACUGUAGAUCGUUUAAAAUUACUUUAUCCUAAUGUGAACGAAGAUGAAACACCACUGCCGCGAUCAUGGAGUACAAAGGACAAAUUCAGCUACAUCGGGCUAUCGCAAAAUAAUCUUCGAGUGCACUACAAAGGUGGGACGCAGGGCCCGGGCCGAAGACCCCACCUGCCCUACCUCCACUUACGCCUCUGGAUGUAUCGUCAUGGCAAAACACACAAGGAUGCGGCGAGCGUGCGCGCCACGCAUCCGAUACCAGCGGCGUGCGGGCUGUACUACUUCGAGGUGCGGAUCGUGUCCAAGGGCCGCGACGGGUACAUGGGCAUCGGGCUGUCGGCGCACGGGGUCAACAUGAACAGAUUGCCUGGCUGGGACAAACACUCAUACGGCUACCACGGCGACGACGGGCACUCCUUCUGUUCGUCCGGCACCGGCCAGCCCUACGGCCCCACCUUCACCACGGGCGACGUCAUCGGCUGCGGCGUCAACCUGGUGGACAACACAUGCUUUUAUACUAAGAACGGACACCAUUUGGGCAUCGCUUUCAGAGGACUGCCGCCAAACCUAUACCCCACAGUAGGCCUCCAGACUCCGGGUGAGGUGGUGGACGCGAACUUCGGCCAGCAGCCCUUUGUGUUUGACAUCGAGGACAUGCUGCGCGAGUUGCGCGCCAGGACUCGUUUAGCGAUCGACGAAUUUCCCCUACCUGACGAACAGGGCCAGUGGCAACAGGUGUUACACAGGAUGGUCUCCACAUACCUGGUGCACCACGGUUACUGCAGCACGGCCGUGGCCUUCACGCGCGCCACGGGGCAGCCCAUCGAUGAAGACAUCGCAUCUAUUAAGAAUAGACAGAGGAUAUCGAAGCUAGUACUAUCUGGGCGUAUCGGAGAAGCGAUCGAAGCGACGCGGCGCCUGUACCCUUCCCUGCUGGAGCGCGACCACGAGCUGCUGUUCCUGCUCAAGUGCCGCCAGUUCGUGGAGAUGGUCAACGGCUCCGACUCACAGGCGCUGUGUGAAGCGGGCGAGUGUCCGGAGGGCGCGCUGGGCGCUGACGGCACGGCGGUGGAGAGCAACGGCGUAGCCACGUCCGUUAUAUCGCACGUAGGCCGCGCGCCGCCCCUCGCCACCAACGGGGACCAUCCUGCGCACACCAACGGUGUGGUGGAAGCGGAGGUGGACGAGCGACUGAGUUGCGACGUGGACAUGCCGCCUGCCGCGCCGGCAGCGGCCGCGCCCGCUGCCAACGGUACGCACGAAGGUGGCGAGCUGGUGAUGAAGGGCAUGCCCGGCGUCACGGCCAGCGUCGCGGCGCUGCUGGCGACACGCAUCGAGGGUGAAGGCUGCGGCUCGCGCGCGUCGGUGGAGCGCAUGCUCGCGUUUGGGCGCGAGCUGUACGCGAUGAGUCAGAAACUAAGACAGGACCACUACCAUAAAUCCAUGUUAGAAGACGCAUUCAGCCUGCUCGCGUACAGCAACCCGUGGGACAGCCCGGUGGGCUGGCAGCUGGAGCCGGUCCGGCGGGAGGCGGUGUGUGAAGCUCUUAAUUCCGCCAUACUCGAGUGGCAGGACAUGCAGUGGGUGUCGCCGGUGGAGGCGUGCGUGUCGCACUCGCGCGAGCUGCUGCGGCGCAUGGCGCGCGCGUCGCUCGGCGCCUGCGCCUUCGCCGACCUGCCCGCGCUGCUGCGCCGCUGACCCCGCCCGUCGCCCCGCGCCUCCCCGCGCGCCGCCCGCGCCCGCGCGCGCCUGCUGCCGCUGCUGCUCUCCUCCGACGACGACUCCGCCGCCUCCACGCCCGAGAAGCGCAUGCGGCCCAGGACGAGCGUCUGAACACACCGUCAUAACAACUAGUACCUCUCUUGUAACAUGUCAACACUAGACUACUGCCGGAUGCGUCCGAGGACGAGCAUUUCACUAUAUAUAAAUGAUAAUAAAUACUGCUCUUAUGACGUUCCAAACGAUACUG
This is a messenger RNA of Maniola jurtina (meadow brown), 2069 nucleotides long. It is a transcript of the gene RanBPM, whose product is annotated as ran-binding protein 10. Gene Ontology annotation, molecular function: protein binding. Gene Ontology annotation, biological process: cytoskeleton organization; cell surface receptor signaling pathway. The record is from RefSeq and is a predicted model, not a curated record. The coding region runs from base 47 to 1798 and encodes 583 amino acids. Gene Ontology annotation, cellular component: cytoplasm. Lineage: Eukaryota; Metazoa; Arthropoda; Insecta; Lepidoptera; Nymphalidae. The transcript has 13 exons.